This is a messenger RNA of Adineta ricciae, 381 nucleotides long. NCBI's taxonomy places the organism in Eukaryota, Metazoa, Rotifera, Eurotatoria, Adinetida, Adinetidae. The record is from the annotation of a GenBank genome assembly.
AUGUCUGUGAACAUUAUCUUGAUUUGUGUCGUUUUGUUGAUUAUUCAACGUUCUGUAGUUAGUCUCAAGUGUUACAAAUGUUCUGGAGGCACUCCUGGUUGUGGUCCACUAUUUAAUGCAAAAGACGCUGGAGUCACGAUAGUCGAAGACGUUGGAAAUAUUGUAUGCCUGAAAAUGGUUCAUUUGAGUAACGAUAGGUUUAUGGAGCGACGGGGUGAUACUACCAGUUGUACAACCUCUAUCUCGUCUCCUUCAGCGACGACGGAUGGAUCUGUUAAUUACUGUUGCUCUACAGAUCUGUGCAAUGGUGCUCAAAUCAAAUUAGCCAGUAUUAUGCUUGGUUUAUCAUUAGCUACACUGAUUCUCUUUCUUACCAAAUAA